This is a messenger RNA of Didymosphaeria variabile, 402 nucleotides long. RefSeq names its product 54S ribosomal protein L38, mitochondrial (gene mrpl38). Gene Ontology annotation, molecular function: large ribosomal subunit rRNA binding; structural constituent of ribosome. The transcript has 3 exons. Gene Ontology annotation, cellular component: ribosome; mitochondrial large ribosomal subunit. The record is from RefSeq and is a predicted model, not a curated record. The coding region runs from base 1 to 402 and encodes 133 amino acids. Gene Ontology annotation, biological process: translation. Lineage: Eukaryota; Fungi; Ascomycota; Dothideomycetes; Pleosporales; Didymosphaeriaceae.
AUGAUCCAGCUCAAGACCCUCAUCAAUUGCAUCGACAACUCGGGCGCCGCCAUAGUCGAGUGCGUCAACGUCCUGCGCUCGAAGCGCCCCGCCAAAGUCGGCGACCGGAUAGUGGUAGUGGUCAAGAAACAGCGAAACUUCGGUCCUGAGACUGGCAACAGCGUCUCCAUCAGCGCAGCGAACAAAGUACGACGCGGAGAUGUACGCCACGCGGUAGUGGUACGGACGGCGAAGAAGUGGCAGAGACCGGACGGCAGCGUGGUCAAGUUCGACGACAACGCGUGCGUGCUCAUCAACAAGGCCGGCGAGCCCAUCGGAUCGCGAGUGAGCGGCGUUGUGGCGGCAGAACUCAGGCAAAAACAGUGGUCGAAGAUUUUGUCACUGGCCCCGAUGCAUGUGUAG